Botrytis byssoidea is the source of this 1086-nucleotide messenger RNA. RefSeq lists its product as uncharacterized. Bases 1 to 1086 code for a protein of 361 amino acids. The record is from RefSeq and is a predicted model, not a curated record. The transcript has a single exon. NCBI's taxonomy places the organism in Eukaryota, Fungi, Ascomycota, Leotiomycetes, Helotiales, Sclerotiniaceae.
AUGAAGUACUUAUUUUCCCUCUUUGCUUUUGCAGCCUCUACAAAUGCUGCUGUUCUCCGAAGACAAAAUGUUCCAUGUACCUUCUCCAUGGCUGCCGUUGGUGAUCCAACCGGUUCCAUUGUCGAAACCACUAUUGGGGAAAAUCGCAUCGGUGGAUCCUGGCCUCAAGGUGUCUAUAGCAUUAAUGCCAAAGUGCUCACCGAUGCCGAAGGUCACAAUUGCAGUAUCUCUCCCACCACUUCUCAAUUUCAAUGUAUUCAAGGUUCUGCCGUUACUCUCUUCACAUUGGGAAAUAACGGAAAUCUGAACUACAACAACUCAACCGAAGAUUGGGUAGCCUGUCCAGCAACUGGACCAGGUGAAGAUGGAAGUUAUAACAUCUUUACCCAAGCAAAAGCCAACACGACCGGAUGCGAAACUAUUCAAAUAGUCACGGGAGGUUUCAGCUGCGCGGCAUUGGGAAGACCAUCUAGCUCAUCCACUACUUCAGUCGCUGCUGCGACUUCCACUUCCACUUCCACAUCUGUACCUGUAGCUGUAGCUGCAUCAACUACUUUUACAGCCGCAGUUUCUUGCCCGACGGAUAUCACAUCGGGACCUUUCGAAUAUCCUCAUCUGAUUGUUCCCGUAUCGUCUGAAUCUCCAAAUCACCCAUUUGGUAAUCAAUACACUGCGCACAUCACGCCACAAAAUAGCACAAUAUUCAAUUUCGACGUUCCAUCCACAGCCCCCUACACCGGUAACUGCGCCUUACUUUUCCUUUUCCCUGUCUCAUCCGCUACUCAAGCUGGCACAUAUAAUUUCACCGGCAUCGAAGAGGAAACCACUGAAAGUGGUGGAAUCGAUUUCUCGCUUCUAAGUGGUAUUGCUAAUGCGAAUACAACUUACAACACUCAACCAACUGUCGCAACUGAUUUUGGAAAGGUUGAAGUUCUUCCCGGUAAGGGAUAUACGGUUUCGACAUUUGCGUGUCCGGCUGGCAAGACGGUCAGUUAUGAGGCGAAGAGUGUGGGAGGAUUGGGAUUGGAAUAUUUUGAGAAUAGUGCACCGAGCGCUAUUGGUCUUUAUAUGGUGCCUUGUGCUUAG